CGUCCCGCUUAAAAGGUGAUUUUACUUGCUGAUACCUUCGGUGAACUCUUGAUCUUGAUCCCAUCUCGCAGUCUUCAUCUCAGCAGAAAGAAGCAUGGCAACCGCAACGGUCGGUGCGCCUUUGGAUCAGGGCGUUGGAUAUGGCAUCGUCUUGGGUCUGGGCUUUGGAUUCGCCCUUGGAAUGAUCCUAGUCACAUUCAUCCUCAAGCGGUACAACUCAGAACUCCAGACGUCCGAAAUGUUCACCACCGCCGGCCGCACGGUAAAGAGUGGAUUGGUCGGAUCCGCCGUCGUGUCUUCGUGGACUUGGGCGGCUACACUUCUACAGAGCUCCGGCGUCUGCUAUAGAUAUGGCGUCUCUGGUCCGUUCUGGUACGCGUCAGGAGCUACGGUUCAGAUUCUACUGUUCGCGACACUGGCUAUUGAGUUGAAGCGACGCGCACCUAAUGCGCAUACAUUCCUCGAAGUAAUCAAGGCUCGCUACGGAACGAUUCCCCAUACAGUCUUUAUGGUUUUCGGCCUCGUGACCAAUAUCCUCGUCAGUCUCAUGCUAGUUGUUGGCGGCUCGGCUACGGUAAAUGCUCUUACGGGAAUGCAUACUAUCGCAGCUAUAUAUCUGCUCCCCGUUGGCGUCAUAGCAUAUACCAUGGUUGGCGGGUUAAAGGCGACGAUUCUAACGGAUUGGAUUCACACCUUCAUCCUACUCAUCAUUAUCAUCAUAUUUUCCUUGACAGCCUACGCCUCCUCUGAUAAACUCGGCUCCCCAUCGGCUGUCUAUGAUCUCCUAGUCGAAGCUGCGUUGAAUCACCCGGUUGAAGGCAAUGCUCAGGGAAGUUAUUUGACCAUGCGCUCGAAAGAAGGAGCUAUCUUCUUCGUUAUCAACAUCGUAGGGAACUUCGGCACCGUGUUCCUAGAUAAUGGAUACUACAACAAAGCCAUCGCUGCUUCGCCCGUUCACGCUCUUCCCGGUUAUAUCAUUGGUGGUCUUAGCUGGUUCGCGAUUCCGUGGCUAACUGCUACCACCAUGGGCCUCUCUGCUCUAGCUCUAGAGGAUACACCCGCAUUCCCGACAUAUCCCAACCGUAUGUCAGAAGCCGACGUCUCUGCCGGCCUCGUGCUGCCGUAUGCUGCCGUUGCUCUUCUUGGCAAAGGCGGUGCGGUCGGUACGCUUCUCAUCAUAUUCAUGGCUGUCACAUCGGCUACAUCAUCUGAGCUGAUCGCGGUCUCCUCUAUUUUCACUUACGAUCUUUACCGUACCUAUUUCAAACCAGAUGCUAGCGGGAGACGCCUCAUCUAUAUGUCUCACGUUAUCGUCGUAGUAUACGCUCUUUUCAUCUCUACAUUUUCCGUUGGGCUCUACUACGCUGGCAUUUCCAUGGGCUACCUCUACCUCAUGAUGGGCUGCAUCAUCUCGUCCGCGGUGAUACCCGCUACGUUAACCCUCGUAUGGAAAGGACAGAACAAAUGGGCCGCAGCGCUAUCGCCCGUCUUCGGCCUCGCAUUUGCUUUGAUCGCAUGGCUUGUCACGGCUCGCAAGGAGUGCGGUGCUUUAGAUGUCACAUGCACGGGAUCCAAUAACCCCAUGCUUGCUGGAAACGUCGUCGCGCUUCUUUCGCCGCUGGUGCUUAUUCCUAUUUUCACUCUCAUCUUUGGAUUGGAUAACUACGACUGGAAGUCAAUGAUGGCUAUUCGCCGGGGUGAUGACCACGAACUUGCUACUACGGCGGGCGUGGACCUGGAACAGACGGCGGCAGGGCACGUAGAGACGGCGAACGAGUUAGUCGAAGAGCAGGCGAAACUGUCGCGGGCCAGUAAGAUCUCCAAGUGGACGACGGUCGGGCUGACGCUCGCAUUCCUGGUGCUCUGGCCAUUCCCUAUGUAUGGUAGCAGCUACGUGUUCUCGAAGCCCUUUUUCACAGGCUGGGUCACCGUAGGUAUCAUCUGGAUUUUCUGCUCUCUCGGCGCCGUGGGGCUGUUCCCUGUUUUCGAGGGACGCAAGACUUUAGCGAGGACCUUCAAAGCAAUUGCGCUCGACCUGUCGGGCAAGAAGCAUGUCAAGGCUAUCCGUGCAGAGAAUGAAGCUACCGCGAUCGACGGGAAAGCGGCAUCGGGUACCGAGACGCCGCCGAAUGCGAAGGAUCCCGUUAAGACGGAGACAGGCGAGAAGGCCGAGUAAGUGUGGACGGGGUGGGGGUACAUUGGUCGUUUUUGGGAAUAUAUGAUUGCGUGGGAAGAUACCCUUUAUAUAUACAUCACGAAUUGAGAUUAGUCUCGAUCGAAAUUUAUUUAUUUUAUCAUUAUCUGAUCUAUAGUUGUCAUACUCCCAUUUAGCUACGUCGUCGGUUUAAGUCCACUCCCAUGAAGGUGCCAGGAGCACUAGAAGUGCAAGCUACGUUUUCGUUCAAUACCUCAAACGAGCGAUGAGGUGAGGUGAGGGACAGGUACAUAUGCAUGGAUUAGGGGUUACAGCAAUACAUUCCGCCAUGGAGUAACGUCUUUGAGCUGUUUAGUCCUUGUACACCUUGUAUCACUCACGGCUAUUCUUCUACUCUUCUGCCUUACCAAGGACAAAUAUAACAGUCAAAUACCAACGAA
Molecule: messenger RNA, 2595 nt
Organism: Daldinia loculata
Lineage: Eukaryota; Fungi; Ascomycota; Sordariomycetes; Xylariales; Hypoxylaceae
Product: Na+/solute symporter
Exons: 3
Coding region: 95-2176 (693 amino acids)
Biological process (GO): urea transmembrane transport; putrescine transport; spermidine transport
Cellular component (GO): plasma membrane
Molecular function (GO): putrescine transmembrane transporter activity; urea transmembrane transporter activity; spermidine transmembrane transporter activity
Source: RefSeq, a predicted model, not a curated record